Molecule: messenger RNA, 1668 nt
Organism: Blumeria graminis f. sp. triticale
Lineage: Eukaryota; Fungi; Ascomycota; Leotiomycetes; Helotiales; Erysiphaceae
Source: the annotation of a GenBank genome assembly
AUGUCCCAUCUCCGCCGUAUCAUCUUUGCCGCUGUUCUCGUCCUUGCCGCCUACUUCGGCGGAAAGAUAAUUUACCGGCAUCUUGACCCACGAACGACCAUAUGCGAAGAAGACAUCGAGAAUGACCAUUGGAUUGCGACGUCCAAGUACUGGCUUGAUCGACAGGUGUGUUCGCGCCUCGGUCUGUGCGGACUCGCUCAUUGGCGUCCGGAUCCAGCAACUAUACCAUGGACUCGGAAGUUUGAGGUAAAAAAUUAUUGGCAGAAAGACGGGAUUGAGGAGGCUAGUCAAAAUAUACUCAAGGAAGAAUCACAGGAAGGUAUUCCUAGCUUGGGAAGUCCGAUUAAGUCGGAAGAUGAAGAUGUGGAUGGAGAUUCUUCUGUAUUGAAAGAUAUCCCCCAAUACAUACUCGAUCACGCACCGCUCAUCCAUCUCUACUCGGGUGAAAAUUUUUGGCCCUCAGACAUAGCCGAACAUCUCAAGUUUACUACGCCAUAUCUAAACUAUACUAAGGUAAAUAUUUCUACUCAUCAACACACGCCUUACAAUCUACACGAGGUAGAAAAGGUGUAUAACAGCAGCUACUUAUUCACACAAAGCACGGAUGAUGUUGAAGAGCGGCCAGUCUGGCUUGGUAGCGCUCAUAACAAACCGCUACCUUACGACGAUGAAGAGGGUGGGGACUGGGAAGAGGAAAAAGAACGGAAAUCUACCAAUCUAGAAACUGCGACAUUCUCCAAUGGAGAUGGAGAAACGUGGUAUGACGUUUCGCGUCUUGAUCCAGCCUUAACAGAGGUGGCCUUUGUGAAUGACUCUCAUUCUCCUUCUCCUGAGAAAGUUGAAAUGCGCAGAUCGCGUACACGCAAGUCACAGCACGCCGAAACGUGUUCUAGUAUUACUUCGACAGCUUUCAAGCUGGGGGGCUAUUCCAGCGCCCCUAGUAUUCUUGUAGUCGUAGAUAAAGGUUUGGGUAUCGUGGACGCCUUCUGGUUCUACUUCUACUCUUAUAACUUUGGAACGACCGUUUUUAACAUUCGUUUUGGCAACCAUAUAGGUGAUUGGGAACAUUCAUUAAUACGCUUUCAAGAUGGGGUACCGAAGGCAGUAUUUUUUUCUGCUCAUUCAGGAGGUCUUGCCUAUGCUUGGAAGGCAGUUGAAAAGGCAAAAGGUAGGGAGAAAAGGCCUAUUCUCUACAGUGCUGUUGGCAGUCAUGCCAUGUACCCGACGGCCGGAAGACAUCCCUAUAUUUUGCCUUUUGGAUUGCUCGCUGAUUUGACUGAUCGUGGACCACUCUGGGACCCAGCACUAAAUUAUAUGGCCUAUCAUUAUAACACCUCUAUAACUCACAAUGUCGACGCGCGCUCUAGCAGAGAUUCUACACCCACUUUUAACUCAACCUCACUUCAUCCUAAAUUAAAUGCCUCAUUUCAACCAGCUUCUUGCAAUCCUUCUGCUCCUCUCGGAUGGUGGUGGUACUCUGGGCGCUGGGGUGAUAAGUUCUAUCGUUUACGGGACUGGAGACAGUGGCGUUUUUUUGGUCAAUACCAUUAUGUCAAUGGACCUUUUGGACCUCGCUUCAAGAAUCUGGGGCGAGCAAAAGUUUGCCAGAGUGGUCAUGUUUGCCGAAUAGUUGAAGACCUAACUGAUGGAAGAAGCUGGGUUGGAUGA